Lepisosteus oculatus (spotted gar) is the source of this 3562-nucleotide messenger RNA. RefSeq names its product STEAP family member 2, metalloreductase (gene steap2). Gene Ontology annotation, biological process: copper ion import. Gene Ontology annotation, molecular function: ferric-chelate reductase (NADPH) activity; cupric reductase (NADH) activity. NCBI's taxonomy places the organism in Eukaryota, Metazoa, Chordata, Actinopteri, Semionotiformes, Lepisosteidae. The record is from RefSeq and is a predicted model, not a curated record. Gene Ontology annotation, cellular component: plasma membrane; endosome.
CCGCCUGCUUGAAAGGAAAAAGAGUUGGCUGGUUCAAUGCAGAGCGAUUCUGGUACAAGAAAAUCAUUCAACGAGGGCGGAGAGAGAACAGGCAUCAGCUGAGCACAGCAACUACUGGAAAGCUCUAUAAGAGCUCCAGAAUACAAUUAAGAACCCCAAGAAAUAAGACAGAGAGCAAGACAAUGGAAAGCAUUUCUAUGAUGGGAAGUCCACUGAACACCAAGGAGACUUUCCUACCAAAUGGUAUGAAGAAUGGACUUAAAGAAGGAGCAAAGGCCACAGUAGGAAUCAUUGGAUCUGGGGACUUUUCCAAGUGUCUAACAAUAAGGCUGCUAAGAUGUGGCUACCAUGUGGUAGUCGGGAGCCGGAAUCCUAAGAGGGCUGCAGAGUUUUUUCCUCAUGUAGUUGAUGUCACCCAUCAUGAAGAUGCUGUGGCCAAAGCUGGACUUAUUUUCCUUGCUAUUCACCGUGAACAUUAUGCGUCCCUAUGGGAUUUGAAACACCUUUUGGUGGGGAAAAUCCUAGUAGAUGUCAGCAACAAUGCGCGUAUGAACCAGUACCCAGAGUCCAAUGCUGAAUAUUUGGCUUCCUUGUUCCCUGAGUCCAUUGUGGUGAAAGGGUUCAAUGUGAUCUCUGCUUGGGCCAUGCAGUCCGGUCCAAAGGAUGCCAGUCGACAGGUGUAUGUGUGCAGCAAUUCCGUGGAAGCCCGUCAGCAGGUCCUAGAAGUGGCUCGGCAGCUGAACUUUAUUCCAGUGGACAUGGGCACUCUCUCCUCAGCCAAAGAGAUAGAAAACAUCCCCCUGCAUCUCUUCACACCCUGGAAGGGGCCAGUGUUGGUGGCUGUCAGCCUGUCCAUCCUCUUCUUUGUCUACUCCUUCAUUAGGGACAUCAUUCACCCUUACGUGAAGAACCAACAGAGUGACUUCUACAAAAUCCCUGUGGAGAUCGUCAACAAGACCCUGCCAGUGGUCGCCAUCACCCUCUUGUCACUGGUAUACCUAGCAGGGCUCCUGGCAGCAGCACACCAGCUGUACUAUGGCACCAAGUACCGCCGUUUCCCACACUGGCUGGAUGGCUGGAUGCAGUGCCGGAAGCAGCUGGGGCUCCUCAGCUUCUUCUUUGCCUCAGUGCACGUGGUCUACAGCCUAUGCCUGCCGCUGAGGAAGUCUGAGCGCUACCUCUUCCUCAACAUGGCCCUCCAGCAGGUUCAUGCAAAUGUAGAACAUGCUUGGAAUGAGGAGGAGGUCUGGAGAGUGGAGAUGUACAUCUCCUUUGGAAUCAUGAGUCUAGGUCUGCUCUCUCUGCUGGCCAUCACAUCAAUACCUUCAGUGAACAGUGCCCUCAACUGGAGAGAGUUCAGUUUCAUUCAGUCUACCCUGGGGUAUGUGGCUCUCCUGAUUGCUACAUUCCAUGUGUUGCUCUACGGCUGGAAGAGAGCCUUUGAAGAAGAAUAUUAUAAAUUCUACAUGCCUCCAAACUUUGUGGUGGCCCUGGUGCUGCCUGUGAUGGUCAUCAUGGGAAAGGUACUUCUCCUCCUCCCCUGUGUUGGUAGGAAGCUGAAGCGAAUUCGGCGUGGCUGGGAGAACAGCCAGUAUAAAGAGGAGACCAUGGGUUCUGCCACGCAUGUCUCUCCAGAAAGAGUCACCAUCAUGUAACAUACUGUGAGUCCUUGAAAGACCUGUUCAGACAGUUCUAAACAGAGAUGUAGAGAUGUAUCGGAGGGCAGUCUUCUUCACCAGAAUAACAUGGUUUACAUAUUUACAACUAUGUUCUCAAAAAUCACUCCUCAUCAUGCUGCAAUGACUUCUUUAAGAGAACUUCAUGAGUGUGUUACAAAAUAAGAGUUAUUUGAGCAAAGUAUUUUUCCAGUGCAAAUUUACGCAACAUAUUUUCACACAUAGGGAAAGUCUUGACAUCAGACUAAAAUAGAGAAGAUUCAAUAUUGAUAAAAGGAGAUUAAUUAUAUUUAUAGACACAUAAAUGUAUUGUAUGAAAUAGUAGCCAAAGUCUAAGCUACUUAGAAGAAUAGAAAAAAACUGAAUUGGUUGUCCAUGAUGUAUACAUUCAAAAUCAUGUUCCUUAGUUCAGUGUGAGGAAGGAAGAGAGGAACUUAGUGAUAAAUAUAUUUUAAACAUAUUUUUAUGUAGUAUGUCCAGGAGGUAUACAUACUGUAGUGUUAAUGUGAUUCAGUAACUACAUGUAAUUUUAAGAAAAUCAGUAUUAAAAGAAAAUGUAGGUCAGAGAGAUUUACCUUUUUUGGAUGAUUCACACAUUUUACUCAGCUGUUAACUGUAUGUGUACUCCUAGUGUUUAAAUGGACUGUUUAACACUGACAGCUCUGCUGUUGAGAAUUAAUCAGAUAUAAUCUAUUUGUGAAGUGGGCCAUAGUCUCAAAAGUGCACUUGCUGUGAUAUGUAUCAGGACAUUAAAAGAUUGGCAUGCACAGCUUUGAUAUAAAAAAGCUAUAGUAUGAUAUAAAUUGGAUAUGUCCAUACAGUAUACUGUACGUGAAUUGUGACAAGUUUCAAGAGUGAUUUUCUGUCUCUUUUGUCUUUGCCAAACAGUUCAGCCUGCUGAAGGAUGGUACAGACAGUACAUACAGUACCAGCCACAUGGUAGAAUAGUUCCUCCUAUGUUUACAUGUAAUUCAGUCCUGAAACUCAGUCACAAUGCAUGCAUACACUCACAGAAAUACCUACUCAUACUCACUUAUAUAACUGCCCUUGAAUGUUCAGUAUUGCCUGCUAGGAUGAAUCAGGGUUCAGUAACAUAACUUCUAUAAAGCUCACAAUAAUGGUUUCACUUUUCUGGAUAUUUUGGAUAAACAGUGUCCAUACAUAUGCCAAUAAUUAUUGUAUAUUUUUCACAGUAUGUAUGCAAUUAUAUAUUUUUCACAGCAUAGAGAAGUGAUCCUCUACAUUUUAAGGUGAUGCUGCUAUCUAGGUCAACGAAUGGCCUGGAGUGACCAGUUUAUCUUUGAACCUCUGUGAAAUAUGUGAAACCAUAUGGUAGAUUGUAUUUGACAGAAAUAUAAAGUGUUUGAGUGAUGUUGUCAGAUAACCUUGUAGUUAAAGCACUAUUUCUUUUGUAUCAGACUUGAUAUAAUAAUAUUUGAAUGUCAAGGUUUGUUAAAGCAGUAAGGAUCAUUUUAAAUAUUACAUAUGUUUUAGUUACAGUUGGAGUGUAUUUUGAAGAGUUUAGAUGUGUGUUGGCUGUGCAGUGCUGGAAUAUUCAACAUUGCUUUGUCAGGAAGAAUCGCUAGAAGAGACAACUUGCAUCAAUUUUAUGAAAAACACAAGCAGAAAAAAUAACAGUGACAUAUACAUAUGUACCUUCACAAGAAUCAAGAACAAACCCUGAGGAUUCUCUGAAAAACAAGCAGAAAGAGAGAAAAUUCAGUGUCUUACUGUGAGAAUCAGGGCAGCUGUUCUCUGCAAAUUUCCUGAAAUCAGUCAUUCAGAGCAGGACAUCCAUGGUAUUUUUUGUCAUAAUUAUCAACUGUUUCUUUGUAAGAAUGAGUACUGUUAAUAAACAUGCCAUGUUUGUGAAUCACAAGCAAGUA